Messenger RNA from Oldenlandia corymbosa var. corymbosa, 5094 nucleotides. Lineage: Eukaryota; Viridiplantae; Streptophyta; Magnoliopsida; Gentianales; Rubiaceae. The record is from the annotation of a GenBank genome assembly.
AAAAGGGAGGGGGAACUUGGGAUCAAAUGCUGUGAAUCGGGGGAGAAUCAACAACAACCAACCGGAAGCAGGAGGCGGAGAUUGCCUUGUUUGGCACGUCUUUAAUUUUAAGAGUUGUUCAGAGGCCAUCAAAUGCUAUAAAUACCCAAACUUUUCGGCUUCAAAUACUUCUUCUUCCUUCUCUUUUCUCUCUUUCUGUUCUCUCCCCUCUUUUCUCUCUCUCCCUCUCGCUUUUCUUGUUUAUAAUUUCUGCUUUUCCACCUCUUUUCCCCUCUUCAUCUCUCUCUCUCUCUCCCUCCCAGUAUCUUUUUUUUUUCUGUUAAAACAAUUUUUGUAGUAUUUUCCUAGGGUUUUCCUCUUUUUCCAUAACCAUUAACCGCCUCUUUUCUACCAGGUACAUUCAUUUCCUACAUCAUUAUUUCAUCUUCUUGCCUUUUGUCAUUCAUCAAAAAGUUGAACUUGGUUUAUAUCAUUUCUUUAUUUUUAUUUUUAUUUUUCGACUUUGGAUGGUUGCCUGUAUCUGAUGAUUUCUUGAUAAAGAUUUCAACUUUGUUUAACCCUUUUGAAGCAGGUAAAAUUUUGUAUAACAUAUUCAAGAUUUCUUUUUUUUUUUUUUCCCUUUUUCUUCUUCCCUCUUUUUGGUUUUAGCUUUCUUUCAUAAACCCAUGAUUUUUCAAUCACUGUAAUUUUGAAUGCCAUUGAAAUAAGGCUCCAAAGUUGUUUUUGGGAAGAGGGGUGCUGUUCUUUCAAUUGUAUACGGCUUUAAUGGUGGUUCUGGUUUCUGUUAUUUCAUGCAAAGUUUCAAUCUUUUUUGAAUUUCCAUUUCUGGGUUUUCUUUGGAAAAAAAAAAUUAAAAAAAUCAAAUUGAUGCAUCAUUGAUUGCAACUGUCUCUGAGAUGGGGCAUGUUUUCGUGUGUUUGGUUUUCUAAAGUUCAAGAAAUGCCCGAGAAAUUUACAGAUAGGCUGAAUAGAUUAGUAAAAAUUUUGUUCGAUUGUAUGUGCUCAUACACGUGGACGUUUGGUUAGUAUUCAUAAUUUAUUGGUGUUUUUUAUACGAUUAUAUUGAUGUGACAGCACAAUUGUUUAGCUGAUGAUACCGGUCGUUUAUUUCGUAAAAUAUAAUAUGUUGUCGGUUGCUCUAAGAUGUUGAUAUAUUGAUUAUGUGUCUUAAUCAGUUUUCUGUUGGAAAUGUACACAUUUUAACGUUUUGCUGUUAUAAUUUGGCCUAAUCUUCGUGUUAUUGGCCAAUAAUUAAUAUAGAGUUCUUCUGCAAAAAUGUCUUCUUUUGAUUUCCUCACGUAUGAAUGAGUUUGUGACUUUUUGAAUAGGAAAUGCCAGAUUAAGUUGUUAAAAGUAGCUGUUCUUUUUCCCUCUAAAAUCAAGUUGUUAACUUUGAGGCCGUACAUUUUUCUUGUGUGUUUGUAAUUUGUUAAAGAAACCAUUUCUGCUUUGUAAGAAUUGGAAAAAUCUCAUGGUCAGAAAGAACUCCCAGAAAUUGUCCAGAACUGCUAAAGGGAUAACAGGGGUGCUCAAUCAAAAUUUGGUAAUCAUUAUGAGAAAUAUUUGGACUAAUAAUUCUUUAAUCUUUUUUUAUUAACAAUGAUUACCACUUACCAGUGCUUCCAUGUGGUUUUAGGCCAGUUCUGUUUUCCCUAAUCUGUGAUCUAUAUCUCUCUUGGAUACAUUCACACACGUAAUGAAGUGGCCUGUGGUCAGUAGCUUUAAAAUAUUAGUUUGGAUGGUUGACGAGUCACAUCAUUUGAGUUAAAGGUGAUGACAUUAGAAGAUGAUUAUUGUGUUUAAUGGAAGGUUUUUGCUUGUUUUUGUCUGCAAUCGAUGAUUUUAUGCCGGAUCUGCAGGAAAACUGCUAACCAUGUCUCUGAUUCCAUUAUGAUACUCAUGGUUUCUGAAACUGAAUAUUCAUUUUCAUUUUUUAAAAGUAAAUGGUGCGUUAGAAGUUAGUACUCUGAGUAGCCCCCCCUCUUCUUAACUUUUCCCUGUAGUUCUGUAAUUCCAGAUGCAACUUUUGACAGUUUUGACAUUUUUUUUAAUGAAAGGAAAAAGGGUUGCUUUGCAAAUUUGGACUUUUCUUUGAUAAAUAGAAAGGGCAGAGAGCUCAGUAAGCAGCACUUUACUUGUCUGAAAAGCUGCAGAUUAUGAUUUUAAGAGGAUAUGCACUGGAGAUGUCUCCUUUUAGUUGACAGGUCAAAGUUACAAUUGACCGUAAAAAAUUGUUAUAAAAUAAACUUAUAGUUAUGAUCCCAUUAAAAUGGAGCCAACAAACAGAGUUUUUGUACUCUAACAGGAAACCUUUGGUUCUGUUCUGUUGGUUCCUCUUUUCCUUCAUGUUUACAAGUAAUUCUUAGGGAUCUUUUUGCUGCCUUUUUGCCUGUGUUAGUUCCGAGGUGCAUGAUUUUCUUCAAUACAAAUGGGCUUUUUGACUACUUUGUGGGAGUGUAACACUUUAACCAUUACAUCCCUUCAAGGAAUUGAUCUAAGCAUUAAAGAAUCGGGUACAACCACCGGCUUAAACAAGGUUCAUGCACCCUUAGUUGAACACUGUUACGUCUUUCAGUUCAGAUUCAUAAUUGCCAGAAUGAAGUUUUUUGUUUUGCCUCGAACACUUUUUCUCUCUUUGCUCAUUGCUUUUCAUUCUCUUAGAAGUGAUUUGAUUACUACUGUUAUAUGGGCUCAAAAACUUGUGUUGAACUUGAUUAAUGUUGGAAAUUUGUGGCUUGAUGAUAUUCAGUUGCAAUUACAUUUAGUGAUAUUGGGUAGGUAGUUCUGUUGAGCUGGAGAUUCUUUUCACCAAUAUGUUUGCUACAUUCGUUUUGUGCUAAGUUUGGGUAUAAGGACUGAUGCAAAAUUAAAUAUCUGAGUUAAGGGCUUCUUUGAGUUGUUUGAGAUAUCCUUGUGAUUUGUCACGUUUUUUUUUUCUGUUUACUGGUGUCAGACUUAAGUUUCUAAUUUUUGUACUGAAAUGGCCAAAGUGUGUAGUCAGUCACUGGAAAAAGUUUUGUUCUUUGGCUGCAAGUUGCAUGUGAAUGAUUGUGUGCUUGGCACUUGGCAGUUCAUAAGUUAGAAGGUUAAAGGGUCAGUUUCCACAAUUUUGGCUAUGUUAUCUGCCUCUGCUGUGUUGUUUGUAUUGGAUUUGUUAAGUGCUAAUGGGACGGAAAUUGCUUGUGCUAAUCAUGCUUUGCCCUUUCAGGCAAGAGGAGUCCUAGUUGGUGGUUUUGGGGGUCCAUUACUUCUCUGCAUCACAUUUAUGUGAAGGAAAAUGCUCUGGUUUCUGAUUUAAAUGCGUUGUAGUCAUCGAAAUGAGGUACUUCACUGGUCUUUUAAUGGUUUGAAUGGAUAGCUUUUGUUUUUUGCAACUAUGUUGUCAAUUUGCUGUUUGAAUUUGAUGGUCAGCAGAUUUCAGGAAGCCCGUGCUUGAUGGACUGCUCACCUGGUAGCAGUGAUAAGAAAACACUAAAGCGUUGGUUUUUCAUUGAUAAAAGAGUUGGAUAGAGAUCCCAAUAAAAGAGAAGUCAUUUCUUAGGAAAUUUAGUUUUGUAAAUCAUUAGGUGCACAGCUGAGACAGUUGCCUUCUUUGAUGGACUUGAAGUCUUCAAAACCUUCUCCUGUUCUUACUGAUCCUGCUCUGAUGGACAAAUCGAGAUUGGGCAUUCGAGGUCUGUUGCCUUGCACACAAGGAGGGCCAUCAUUUUCCACGAGUGUGUUGGCUAUCCCAAAGAGAAGGCCGGUGAAGCUUGAUGAUGUUCGUUCUAAUGGUUGGCUAGAUGCCAUGAAAGCUUCUUCCCCUCCUCGAAAGAAGAGUAUGAAAUCAGUAAAUUUGGAGGUUGUAUCAGAUGAUAGUAGCGAGACUGCUUAUCGUUCUUGGAUGAUCAAGUAUCCAUCGGCUCUUGGCUCCUUCGACAAAAUCAUGAGUCGUGCAAAGAAUAGUAGGAUAGUGAUAUUUUUAGAUUAUGAUGGAACCCUUUCACCCAUUGUCGAUGAUCCUGAUCGUGCUUUUAUGUCUGCUGAUAUGCGCUUAGCUGUUAGAAACGUAGCAAAGCAUUUCCCAACAGCCAUCAUCAGUGGAAGAAGCCGCGAUAAGGUUUAUGAAUUGGUAGGACUAACAGAACUUUAUUAUGCUGGUAGUCACGGCAUGGAUAUCAUGUUCCCCGACAGCGGCUCACAGUCCAUUAACCAUACUAGUGUCACUAAAUCUACUGACCAGAGCAAAGAGGUUAAUCUAUUUCAGCCUGCAAGUGAGUUUCUGCCAAUGAUUGACGAGGUUUUUAGAACCCUUGUUGAGAAUACAAAAGAUAUUAAAGGUGCAAAAGUUGAGAACCACAAGUUCUGCACAUCUGUACAUUACCGCAAUGUAGCUGAGAAGAGUUGGCCUAUCAUUGCACAGCGUGUUCAUGAUGUCUUGAACAACUACCCUAGGUUACGACUAACUCAUGGACGGAAGGUUUUAGAGGUCCGUCCUGUGAUCGACUGGGAUAAAGGCAAAGCAGUCGAAUUUCUUCUUGAAUCAUUGGGCCUUGGGGAUAAAAAUGACUUGCUUCCUAUCUAUAUUGGAGAUGAUAGAACAGAUGAAGAUGCUUUCAAGGUAUUGCGAGAGGGAAGCCGAGGCUAUGGGAUUAUAGUGUCCACGGUUCCUAAAGAGAGCAAAGCUUUCUUUUCUCUCAGGGAUACUUCAGAGGUGAAAGAUUUCCUGGAGGCUCUGGUGAAGAUGAAGGAACAGAAGGAUCCAAAGAAGAUCUAGUUUUUGGAAAUAGAUAGUGCAUAAGUAGGUUAUACAGAGCUACUACUACUACUUCUUGAUGAUCAAAGCUAGAAGAAGGAAUAAGUCUGGUUUUUUUUUUUGUUUUUGGUCAUUGUUUCAAUUCUUCAUGGUCGUUUGAGUAUUCCUUAGAUUUUGAUUUUCAGCAGAAGCAAACGCUAAUAAGCUGGAUCGUGUGGUACAAACUUAAGUGUGGAUUAUGAAAUUUUGUACAGUAGCCUUUAUCAUUGUUAUUUUAACCCUGUGUUCAGUUUCUUUCUAAUAAAUCUUUUGCUUCAACCAGUGUUAUAGAUAUUUGAAACAUAGUUUUACAAUUAGCG